GAGUGGGUAUUUUUGACUCGGGGAACAGCCGGCAUAGGCCGUCUGAAUAUGAUAAUCUUUUAAAGUACAGCAAAAUAAGAUUGAUUGUAUUGGUAUGAAUACGCGUUGGGAAUUCAAAAGGCGAGCCCAAUGUUGUUUCUUGGUAACUAAGCCUCUCUCUAUCAUUCCCCAUAACUUGAUUGUGUUCUGUCUGGGUAUUUCCAAGAUGUAUUGAUCGAUCGAUCGACAGUCGUGUUGUUUCCUCUGAUUGACUGUGAAAGAUUCGUCUGAUUGGUGAAAAGGGUUUCCGGAUUUUGUUUGGCAAAUAAAUAAAAAGAAGUCGCUGUUGUUGUUCCAUUUUUUUCCCUUUCAAGUUUCAAGUUUGAUUUAUUCUAUGGUUUUUCGUGUUGGGUCAGUUCGGAUUCUGGAGGAUGGAACUUUAAAAAGGAGAAAAAAAAAAAACGCUCGAGUUCUUUUUGGGACUUCAACCCUUUCGUGGUUCGAAAUUGCGUGUUUGAAAGUCUGGUUUGACAUUCGAUUUUUAGGGUCUUCUCUGAAUUGGGUAUAUGGAGAGCUUUGAAAAUAUUCUAAAUUCUGAUUUCAUUUGAUCAAAUUUUCAUUCGUUAUUUAUGGGCUUAGCGAGGAAGGAGGUUUGUGGAAUAUCAGGAGUUGGCUUUAGGAGGAGAUUGUAAUAUUUCUGAAGAAAGUUAAAGUUUGGUAAUUAGUUUCUGGGCUCUGCAAAAAUGGGUUGCCAAUGUUCCAAGCCUUCGGUUGAUGAAGAUGCCCGGGGCAGACCCACUGAGAAGUUGUCUUCACAAAAGGCUUCACGAGUAAAUUUAUCAAGAAAAGAGGAGGAUGUGCGAUUGAAUUCUCUGAAAAGAGAGGAAGUUGUUCGAAUAAAUUCCUCACAGAGAGCAGAUAGUAUUCGAUCAAAGGUGAAAACGGAUGGAGGUGACAUGAAAGUUGCUUUUUUGGACAAGAAAGUCAACGGCUCAAAUAGGGUACACGACGAUCAAAUUGAAAAAAAGAAGAGGGAGAGGCUGGAAGCAGCCAUUUCUGCUAAUUAUCCUGGAAAAGGAAGCAUCCCAAAAGCUGUGGUAGCAGAGCAAGUUGCAGCUGGUUGGCCAAGCUGGCUCUCCUCUGUCGCAGGUGAAGCGCUGGAGGGAUGGCUGCCACGAAAAGCCGAAACUUUCGAGAAAUUAGACAAGAUAGGACAGGGGACGUAUAGUAGUGUUUACAAGGCUCGCGAUAUCGUUCAUGGUAAACUAGUCGCUCUAAAACGAGUUCGAUUCGAUAAUCUCGAUGUGGAGAGCGUCAAGUUUAUGGCCCGGGAAAUCCUUAUCCUUCGUAGGCUUGAUCAUCCAAAUGUAAUAAAAUUGGAAGGCUUGAUUACGUCGCCACGGUCAUGUAGCUUAUACCUUGUUUUUGAGUAUAUGGAGCAUGAUCUUACUGGUCUUGCAUCUCGUCCCGGCGUCAAGUUCAGCGAACCACAGGUUAAAUGCUAUAUGCAACAACUUCUAAGGGGACUCGAUUACUGUCACAGUCAUGGUGUCCUCCACCGUGAUAUUAAGGGUUCAAAUCUCUUAAUCGAUGACAAUGGUGCCUUGAAGAUUGCAGAUUUUGGAUUAGCUAGUCCUUUUGACCCCCAUAAUCGUGUUGCCUUAACAAGCCGUGUAGUGACUCUAUGGUACCGACCGCCCGAACUUCUGCUUGGAGCUUCCCAUUAUGGGGUUGCCGUGGACCUUUGGAGUACUGGUUGCGUACUGGCUGAACUAUAUGCUGGGAAGCCUAUCUUACCUGGAAAAACUGAGGUCGAACAAUUGCAUAAGAUAUUUAAACUUUGUGGGUCGCCACCUGAGGAUUACUGGAGGAGAUUGCAGUUACCUCAUUCAACUGCGUUCAAGACGGCUCAGCCAUACCGACGUUGUAUCGGAGAAAUGCUCAAGGAUUUCCCAUCUGCUGCGGUGGCUCUUGUGGAUAAAUUGCUUUCUGUAGAUCCUGCUCACAGAGGAACUGCAGCCGCUGCUCUAAAGAGUGAGUUUUUUACGACUAAACCUCUCGCUUGCGAGCCUUCGGGUAUGCCCAAAUAUCCUCCCAGCAAAGAGAUCGAUGCAAAAUUCCACGGCUGCAGAAGGCAGUCAAGAGCUGAGGGCAAAGACCCUAAAGACUACAUGGAAGGAAGGCGACCUAAAGAAGCUCACCUUAACCUUGCUCUGAAUGCUAAGGAUGAAGCAAGCAUGUUGAUGCAGAAAAGGAAAGGCCAUUCAAGUUUGAAGGGUCGAAGCAAAGCGUUGAAUUCUCAUGGGGACGAGACAGUUUCUGGUUUUCUGAUUGCCCCACCCAAACAAAACCAAUCUGUGACAGAAAUUGGCAAAGAUACAUGCAGGUUUUCACAUUCAGGACCGCUUAUUAGCAAACCAGAUUGGAUGAAAUCUGGGAAGCAUUUCGAUGACCAUUCAAUGGCACUUGAUGGAUCUAAUCUCUCGGUCUUAUCCCGUUUAGUAGCAACAAGGUCUACUAUCACAUCUGAUCUUCCCUACGAUAGACCUGGUCCGUCGCGAUCAGAAGUAGGCAGAUUGCCUGACUUUGUUAGGGAGUCGGAGCCAACGAGAAAGCAGGACUGUAUAUUUUAUACACACCGAGUGGCAGAUUCAUACCAAAUAGAGUAUGAAAAGUCUUGUGCUAAAGAACAGACUCUGUUUGCUCAUGGGACAGACAUGAACAAGCUUUACACUUCCGGUCCAAUCCUUGGUCCAUCAAACAACUUAGACAAGCUGCUGAAAGAGCGAGACCGUCAGAUUCAAGAAUACGCUCGACAAUCACGACACGGGAAAGUUGCUAACAGUCAGUUGAAGAGCGCAAGAGCAACAACCGGAAAACAUUCGAUGUCGAUUCAUGGAAUGUGAUGUGGAUAACCGAGAUCGCUUGCACCCGCAACAGAAGAGACAGUUGGAGAGACCAAAGGUCUGAGAUUGGCUUGAGUUGUGUAAUCAAAAAGGGAUUUGGUUGUGUAGAAUUUUGGUUAAAUGGUUGUAUAAAAGGUGGUUGUGAAGCACUGCACUACUAGAAUUUUUGAGUGCACCCGAUACUGCCGUGGUGUUUGGCAUUUGUUAUCAGAUUCAGAUAAUGUGUAUAGAAUUAGCAACCAUAGAUUUGUUAGAUUCUUUUUCUAUAGUUUGAAAAUUAAUCUUUUUGUGACAAAAGUAGAAUUAAAACGAAGAGAUCUGAAUCUUUAAUGAAAAUCUAUUCUAUUUCACUGUA
Momordica charantia (bitter melon) is the source of this 3240-nucleotide messenger RNA. RefSeq names its product putative serine/threonine-protein kinase At1g09600. Gene Ontology annotation, biological process: positive regulation of transcription elongation by RNA polymerase II; protein phosphorylation. Gene Ontology annotation, molecular function: ATP binding; RNA polymerase II CTD heptapeptide repeat kinase activity. Lineage: Eukaryota; Viridiplantae; Streptophyta; Magnoliopsida; Cucurbitales; Cucurbitaceae. The record is from RefSeq and is a predicted model, not a curated record. Gene Ontology annotation, cellular component: nucleus; cyclin-dependent protein kinase holoenzyme complex.